Messenger RNA from Psammomys obesus (fat sand rat), 3663 nucleotides. RefSeq names its product RIPOR family member 3 (gene Ripor3). NCBI's taxonomy places the organism in Eukaryota, Metazoa, Chordata, Mammalia, Rodentia, Muridae. The coding region runs from base 238 to 3054 and encodes 938 amino acids. The record is from RefSeq and is a predicted model, not a curated record. The transcript is spliced from 22 exons.
ACCCCUGUCCCUCGGCCGGCCGCUGCACCCUGACAGCCGCCAGAUAAGCUCUAUCGCAGCGGCCAGAGCCGGGGGACAGCCGGAUACGGGGGGCCACGGAGUGCAUUCCCAGAACCAGCACCCGCGGGGACGAGCGGGCUUCGGGGAGCUCCGCCCGCUCGCGGACAGUGACAGCCAGCCGGCGCAGGGCGGCGGAGCGCGGGCCGAGAGGUCCAGACCGGCUCCAAGGUGCCAGCCAUGUCCGUGCGGUUGAGGUUCUUGUCCCCUGGGGAUGCCGGAGCUGUGGGGACCGUGGGCCGAAGCGCCUCCUUUGCCGGCUUCAGCAGUGCGCAAAGCCGAAGGGUCUCAAAGUCCAUCAACAGGAACUCCAUGCGGUCACGGCUGCCGGCCAAGUCCUCCAAGGCCUACGGCACGCUGCGCAAGGCCUCACUCUGUCUGGACCCCCGGCCGCAGCAAGUGAAGAAAAUCUUUGAUGCUUUGAAGAGAGGCCUCAGGGAGCACCUGUGUGAACAGCAGGCCGAACUGGACUACCUGUGCGGACGCCACACGGACACCCAGAGGAGCUCCAGGCUGGCCUUCUACUACGAUCUGGACAAGCAAAUGCGCUUGGUGGAGAGACACAUCCGGAAGGUGGAGUUCCACAUCAGCAAGGUAGACGAGCUCCAUGAAGGCUACUGUAUCCAGUGGCGUCUUCGAGAUGGUGCCUCCAACAUGCAGCGCGCCUUCAGCAACAGCACCCCGAGCCGUGCCUCCCGAGAGAGCUUGCAGGAGCUGGGCCGCAGCUUGCAGGAGUGCAUGGAGGACAUGUGCCUCAUAGAGGGGGCCUUGGAAGCUCACUUGGGCGAGUUCCAUGUCAGGAUGAAAGGUUUGGUGGGCUAUGCACGCCUCUGUCCUGGAGACCAGUAUGAGGUGCUCAUGCGCCUGGGCCGUCAGCGGUGGCGGCUGAAGGGCCGGAUCGAGCCGGAUGACAGCCAGACCUGGGACGAGGAGGAGAGGGCCUUUGUGCCCACUGUACAUGAGCACCUGGAGAUCAAGGUGACAGAGCUUCGAGGCCUGAGCUCCAUGGUGGUGGGCGCUGUGGCGUGUGACACCGCGGACUUCUUCACAGCCCGGCCCCAGCUUGUGGUGGUGGACAUCACUGAGCUGGGAACCAUCAAGCUGCAGCUGGAGCUGCUGUGGAACCCCUUGGACUCUGAGUGUCGGCUGGUGUCACCCAGCCCCACUGGCAGGUUUUCCAUAGGAAGCAGGAAGGGCUCCCUGUACACCUGGACGCCCCCCAGCACCCCCAGCUUCCGGGACAAAUACUACCUGUCUGUCCUCCAGCAGCCAAUGCAGCAGGCCCUCCUGCUAGGUGGGCCAAGGGCCACUUCCAUCCUCGGCUACUUAUCUGACAGUGAGCUCCAGGGCGCCCCCCUGCGGAGCCGGAGCCAGGAGCUCCUGGAGAUGGACUCCUUCAGCUCCGAGGACCCCAGAGACGCUGAGACCAGCACUUCAGCGUCCACCUCAGAUGUGGGGUUCCUACCCGUUCCUGCGGGCCCCACAGCCUGCAAAGAAGAGGAGAGCAGGGAGGAGCCCCCGCCUCCAGGCCUGCUGCCAGGCUUGGCUCACCCAGCCGGGGCUGUGCUUGCAGAACGGCCGGGCUGGAGGGAUUUGGGAGGAGAGAGGCCGGCCCUGUUGGAAGAUGCUCCCACCCAGAGCCCUGAGGUGCCACAGAGACAGAAGGGCCAGGAGGAUGGAGAUGUGGGGGACGGAGUGGAGGGGCCGGUACAGGAGGUCCUGGACCUGCUGCGGUCUGCAGAUGCUGCGCAGCCUCAGCUCAGGGAGCUGGAGUACCAAGUCCUCGGCCUCAGGGACCGGCUGAAGCCCCGAGGGGUGCAGCCGGAGCCUGUGUCAGCGCAGACCCUGAUGGACUGUAUCCUUGAGAGCUUUGCCUUUCUGAGUGCCGACCUUGCCAGUGAUGAGCUGUCCCUGUUUGGGGGCUCCCAGGCUCCUGAGAGAGACAGCCCCCCACCCCCACGGCCGUCAUUGAAGGUGUCAGCCGGCGAGCUCACAACUGGUACCCCUGAGCUGGAUAUGCUGCUUACUGUCCACCUACAAGUCUGCCAGGCCCUGCUGCAGAAACUGGCCUCCCCUAAUUUGUCACGGAUGGUCCAGGAUUGCCUCCUGGAAGAAGCAGCCCAGCAAAGGCAGGUCCUGGAAGUGCUUUCAGACCUUGACUUUGAGCAGGUCAGCAAGGCCAGGUCGGUUGAAGAGAUCAUCCCACAGGCCCCUCCCAGGAAGGGUGGCCUAGCACUGUGGCGGGGAUGCACGCAGCCUGGUGAGGUCCUGGCCUGCCCUGCCUCCACACUCCUGAGCCAGCUCAAGAAGACGUUCCUACAUCGCGUCCGAGGGAAGUACCCCGGCCAGCUGGAAAUAGUGUGUCGAAGGCUCCUGGAGCAGGUGGUCGGCUGUGGCGGGCUACUGAGCACAACGGGGCUCCAGGAGGAGCAGAUGGUCACCUGGUUCCAGUUCCACAGCUACCUGCAGCGGCAAGGCAUCGCUGACCUGGAGAAACACCUCAACCAGCUCACCAAGGAAGUUACUCUCAUCGAGGAGCUGCAUGGUGCUGGCCCAGCCAAGGCCCUGAGGAAGCUGCAUGGGAGGCGUCUGGGCCAGCUGCAGCCCCUGCCACAGACACUUCGAGCCUGGGCACUGCUGCAGCUGGAUGGACCCCCGAGGCUGUGCAGGAUGGCCAGAACGCGCCUGGCCAGUGCGGCCAGGAACAGGCGCUUCCGGGAAAAGGCUCUGCUGUACUACACCAAUGCCUUAAAUGACAGUGACGACAAGCUCCAGCAGGCGGCGUGCAUGGCGCUGCAGCAGCUGGGGGCAAGUGAAAGCAUCGAGCAGAUCGCCAGCCUGUGUCAGUCUGACCUGGAGGCCGUGCGGAUUGCAGCGCGGGAGGCAACACUGUCCUUCGGUGAGAAAGGACGCCUAGCUUUUGAGAAGAUGGACAGACUCCACUCAGAACAGGACGCCUUCUGCCAGGAAGCAGAUGUUGAAAUCACGAUUUUUUAAGAAGCUGUGACCAAUAAGCUCAAAUCUGGCCUCUUUCUUCCUUGAUGCUGCCUAGCCACCACAGUGUGCAAGUUUUGGAUGGCACUUCCUCACAAGCGUGAGCUGGUCAGGAUGGCUACCUGAUGUUUGGGUCGGUACCCAGCCCAGGGGCGUGGUGGUAUUUACAGAACAGAAAGUGGUAUGUGAGACCUCCAAAGCCGUGGCCUUCCACCAAAUGUUGUUUUGCCUUCUUGCUUUCCUGGGGUGCAAUGCCAGGGCUGCAGGCGCUGAGGAUCAAGGGUCCAGGCCAAGGUGAGGCUCCAAGGCGGACAAGAUGGACUGAGUGUGACCCCCCUCAGCUGGGGCAGAACUGGUCUGACAAACAUGGGCUACCACAGGCAGCGGAUGGGCAGGUCCUCUUCCAGAGCACGGCGGCCUCAGGCCACUAGAUGAGUCGCUCCAGAUGCCGGAGCUGAGGUUUUUCACUGUGGAUGGAGACCCACGAGGGGCUCCCGGGGCUGACUCAGGCAUACCCCAUUAGCGUCUUGUAGACCAUGUGUGCUGACUUGGUAUUUAUUUGCCUCAUGUUCACUCCCUGAAGUCUCAAUUAAAAACUCUAGUUUAUGGCUA